This is a messenger RNA of Setaria italica (foxtail millet), 544 nucleotides long. RefSeq lists its product as uncharacterized. Lineage: Eukaryota; Viridiplantae; Streptophyta; Magnoliopsida; Poales; Poaceae. The record is from RefSeq and is a predicted model, not a curated record. The transcript has a single exon. Bases 123 to 404 code for a protein of 93 amino acids.
CGCCGGAGGAGCAGCAAAGCACACAACCAAGCUGAGCACUUCCAAACAGAGCACAGCAAAGAAAUUCAACGAGUCAAAUUAGCAGCAAGCGAAGGGGCUCUGCAUCUGGUCAUCAACUCAUCAUGGACAAGAUCCUGGCCUUCUCCAUCCUGAGCUCGUCGCCGGCCGACAUCUCGUCGACCGGCUUCUCCACCCGCCUCUCGUGGAGGUCCUCUUCCUCCGCCGUGACCCAGAAGCAGCAGCAGCAGCAGCAGGCGGAGAAGCCGGCUCCGAGGCAGCAGGAGAAGAAGGCCGCGGAGCAGCAGGCCGGCUCGCGCCCGGCGGCCGCCGCGGAGAGGAAGCAGGCGCGGUUCGCGCCGGAGUUCGACGGGAUCAACUGCUUCGAGUCCAUAGUCUCCUUCUGAUCCUGCGGUUCAAUUGAUUAAUUCCCCUCGCCAAUUUUUUGGGUUGUGUCGCCGAGAAAUUUGUAUAGAGCUCUGUAUACACCAAGCAAGUGAAAUGGAUGAUGAUACGUUCGUUUGAUUUAUUGAUAGUUUCGAUUUCU